AUGAGCAAGGGGCGUCAAGAUGGAAAAAAGAAGAAAGCAGAAAACGCGCAAAGCGGGCCCGCACAGUGUUUGUUACUGGAGUCUGUCUUUGGCAUUCGAUCAGACACCUGCACGGCCGCAGCUUAUGACUUGGAUGCGUACGUCGACGAUACAAGUCGACCUCUCAGUUUGUUGAACGAGACGAAAGGAAAUACAAGAAAAAGUGCAAUUGGCUCGUUACGACCGGCACACCUGGAUCAUAUGCUUAACGCCGUAUUUUGUCGGCCGUUCCGGCCGUGUUUUGAGGCCGGAAUUGAGCCUUUCAUUCUCGACCUGGCCUGGCGCGGAAAUAUACCACAGGUCAAGGAGCGCUAUGUCCGAAAGAGGAAGGGCCUGGGCUUUGACCAUUUCUUAAAGGUUACCAUUUCGCGGCUGUCUCUGUAA
Sporothrix schenckii 1099-18 is the source of this 423-nucleotide messenger RNA. RefSeq lists its product as uncharacterized. The record is from RefSeq and is a predicted model, not a curated record. The transcript is spliced from 3 exons. The coding region runs from base 1 to 423 and encodes 140 amino acids. NCBI's taxonomy places the organism in Eukaryota, Fungi, Ascomycota, Sordariomycetes, Ophiostomatales, Ophiostomataceae.